This is a messenger RNA of Abrus precatorius (Indian licorice), 1242 nucleotides long. RefSeq names its product histone H1. The coding region runs from base 72 to 689 and encodes 205 amino acids. Gene Ontology annotation, molecular function: double-stranded DNA binding; nucleosomal DNA binding; structural constituent of chromatin. The transcript is spliced from 2 exons. Lineage: Eukaryota; Viridiplantae; Streptophyta; Magnoliopsida; Fabales; Fabaceae. Gene Ontology annotation, biological process: negative regulation of DNA recombination; chromosome condensation; nucleosome assembly. Gene Ontology annotation, cellular component: nucleus; nucleosome. The record is from RefSeq and is a predicted model, not a curated record.
AUCAUCACAACUCCCCGUUUUCGUUAACUCAAAAUAUCGCUCGACACUAAUCACCGAGUAGUUGAUCGGAGAUGUCUACCGCCGGAGAAGGUGAUACUCCCGCUUUUGAAAAGCCAGUGGAGGAGCUGAAAGCGCCGGAGGAGUCCAAGCCCUUGAAGGAGAAAAAACCUAGGGCUCCAAGAGAGAAGAAACCUAAGCCUGCCAAAACCGCUUCGCAUCCUCCAUAUUUUCAGAUGAUUAAGGAGGCUUUGAUGGCUCUGAACGAGAAGGGAGGUUCAAGCCCUUACGCGAUAGCAAAGUACAUGGAAGAGAAGCACAAGUCGGUACUCCCUGCUAAUUUCAAGAAGAUUCUAGGCUUGCAGCUGAAGAACCAAGCCGCGAGGGGAAAACUCGUGAAGAUCAAGGCUUCGUACAAGCUUUCUGAACCCGCGAAGAAGGAGAAGAGGGAGAGCACGACUAGAGUGACGAGGGCGAGCGCAGAGAAGAAAGAGGCGCGUCCGAAACGAAGCCGAGCCGUAACAGCAGCUGCUACGAAAGGCAAGAAAAGCGAAGCGGCUAAGAAGGUGACGAAGGGAAGGAAGAAGGUGAAGAAGACGAAGAAGGUUUCAACGCCUGCGAAGCCCAAACAGCCCAAGUCCAUUAAGUCUCCUUCAAAGAGGGCCCGUAAAGCUACUGUUGCUACGGCGUGAUGGUGGAUAUGUUAUAAUAGUAUUUUUCUUUUUAAUGGAAAACUCUGUAACAUACUUAUAUAUGUGAAUAUAAAUAGUUGUAUCGUCUCUCUUCAGGUAGUGUAACGCAGUGUUCGCUGUAAUAUGACAUCUAAUGGAGCUGAGUUUUUCUUUUGCUGUAUUAAAUCAUACUUUUGCAGUUACGUGUGUGUUGAGUUUUUUUUUUUGUCCAUCCGUGUUAGUUUGUUUACACGCUUGGCUAUGGCACGAAUUUUCUGGAACGUGAUUGGGCCGAAAGUUGUUGGGUAGCAUGCUAAAAGCAAUGUGAUAUUUCAUUUGAACCCAAAAAAAGAAUGUGAAAUAUCUUGAUUCUUGAGUGAUUUGAUGUGUUUCACAUUGAUUCCUUUUUUUUUGUGGUUUAGAGUGUUUCUUAAUGUACGCGGUGUGAUAUUUCCAUAUGCAAUCAUACUUUUUCUCGCCAGUUGCUUGAAAUUAUGUUCACUGAACUCUACGGAAAGCAGCAGAUUGAAAUCAAAAUAAGAUGUUCAAUAUCGACCCAGUGACUCUGUGCACC